This is a messenger RNA of Lingula anatina, 663 nucleotides long. Its product is annotated as tRNA-queuosine alpha-mannosyltransferase. Gene Ontology annotation, molecular function: glycosyltransferase activity. The record is from RefSeq and is a predicted model, not a curated record. NCBI's taxonomy places the organism in Eukaryota, Metazoa, Brachiopoda, Lingulata, Lingulida, Lingulidae.
AUUCAAAUUCUACAUGAAAAAUAUUAAAGAGGAAAUAUGUGACAGGUACUCUUACAUAAACCAUGGGACUUUGUUUAUUCAAAUACAAGAAGACUAACAGAAGUUGUUAAUCAAGUUUACAGUAUGGACUUUUUUGUUUCAGAAAUCUUCACAACAGCAAAGGGAAAACUAAAAGAGGAAAUUGUGAACUGGGGUUACCAACCUUGCAAGGAAGAUUAUUACAAAGUUCUGUGUAGUGCUGAUGUUGCCGUAUCCACAGCAAUCCAUGAGUUCUUUGGUGUUGCCAUGCUGGAGGCAGUCCACUGUGGCUGCUACCCACUAGUCCCCAGCAGGCUGGUCUACCCAGAGAUAUUCCCAAAGACAUACCUGUACAACACACCUGCCCAGCUGGCCAAGAAACUGAGGAAUUUUUGCAAGUUUCCCCAUCUCGUUAGGCUCCAUACUCUGGAGGUGAACCCUGUAGACUAUUCUUGGGACAGGCUGAAAGGAGGAUAUAGGGAGCUUCUGCACGCGGAGUGAACACGGAGGCAUUAUUGUGUAUUAAGGCCUUGUUUACACUGAGGGGUACAGGGGCGGAUGGAGGUAGUCUUCUGAGUCCUCCAGAAUACGGGCAUAAUUUUUCAAGUUUACAUUGAGGGGCAUUUAAUUUUUUCUGCCAGAAGA